AUGGCUUCUGAGCAAGGGCAAUACUUUCCACCUCCACCUCCUAGUCAAGGACCUCAAGAACAGCAACAUUUCGCGCCACCUCCAUCAAGUUCCCCCCAGAGCUAUCCUCCGCCUCCACAGCAACCGCAACAACAUUUUGCUCUGCCACCGACCUUUGCACCACCACCAGCAGUCUCCCCGCUCUCUUCCUCCUACCAUGACGAGCCUACAAGAACCGCAGUGACCCCAACUCCUCCGCCGCCUCCAGAGGACAAAAGCCUUCCAUUCCGCUCGGGACCUCCGUCUUAUGGGUACGAUGGCUCAUAUCCACCAGAAAAGCAGAAAGAGCCAGAGACUCCCAGCAUGCGACAAUCGAUUAAUAGAGAAUCGUCGAUGCCCGGCGGCGCACCUGCUCCCGACCAUUUUGUCGGAGCGCAAGCAACUGCCGACGACGUGGGCACUUUCAACGGAGGCUCAUACCGAAUCAGCCACCGUGAUACCAACACGAUUGUGACUGUGCAAUUGGCAAUGGGUUGUCCGUUGGAAGUGAAGCCAGGAGCUAUGAUUGCCAUGUCUCCCACCAUGACAGUCAAGGGAAACUUCAAAUUCAGCAUGAAGAAGCUGCUGGCUAGAGGCGAAAUGUCACACAGUACGUUCACUGGACCAGGAGAGCUACUCUUGGCGCCCUUUGCUUUGGGAGAUAUUACUACUAUCCGACUGUCUGGCAACGAGCACUGGUCUGUGGGCAAGGAUGCUUUUCUGGCUUCCACGCAAGGAGUGACGAAGACAUAUAUCUCCCAGAAUUUGAGCAAAGCAAUUUUCUCUGGGGAAGGCUUCUUCGUAUACAAGAUUGGCGGCAUAGGAAUGUGCUGGAUCCAGAGUAUGGGUGCUAUCAUGAGAAAAGACCUCCGCGAGGGUGAAAAGUACAUCAUUGACAAUGGCCAUCUUGUGGCCUGGAAUUGCGACUAUGUUCUGGAGCGCGUUGCAAGCGGUGGCAUCCUCAGCAACUUGAGCGCAGGCGAAGGCUUGGUUUGCAAAUUCACAGGACCCGGUAGCGUGUUCAUGCAAACCCGGAAUCCGAUCCAGUUUGCUCAGUAUAUGGCUGCUCAUACCGUUGGAUAG
Ramularia collo-cygni is the source of this 1101-nucleotide messenger RNA. RefSeq names its product related to DUF124 domain protein. The coding region runs from base 1 to 1101 and encodes 366 amino acids. The transcript is spliced from 5 exons. The record is from RefSeq and is a predicted model, not a curated record. Lineage: Eukaryota; Fungi; Ascomycota; Dothideomycetes; Mycosphaerellales; Mycosphaerellaceae.